ACCUGCGCAGGCCGCCGUGUUUACGCUGCGAUGGCUCGCAGGCAGUGUUGUGCGGUUGCUACUAAAAAUAUUUUGUUUUGAUAAAUAAUUAAUGGAAUAAACGUCGGUGGGAUAAAGCUCAGGGAGUGUGUAUGUGUGUGGGUUUUUUUGAUUGAGCAGAUAUGAGUGAUAUCCGUCACGCCCUGCUGCGGCGAGACCCUCUGAGUGCGGCCAAAGAGGUCCUGUACCACCUGGACAUCGCGUUAGGGAGCACGCUGCAGAAUGGCCCAGGCCUGGACAAGAACACAGUGGACCUGGUGGAGGAGUUCAUCUUCCACGUCCCGAAAGACCGGAACACACAGCGCAAGAGGAUGAGCUGUGUUCAGGAGCUGCAGCUGUUGGAGAUCAUGUGCAGUUAUUUCCAGGAGCAGAGUAAGGAUGCAGUGAGACAGGUGAUCUUCUCUGCGCUCUUCAGUCUGCAGGGAAACAAAGCUGACGAGAACCGCAUGGCCACGCUGGGAAAACUGGUGUCCAUGGCCGUCGCUGUGUGCCGCGUGCCCAUCCUAGAGUGCGCUGCCACCUGGCUGCAGCGUACUCACUCGGCGUGGUGUGUCCGGUUGGCGUUGGUGUUGGUGGAUGAUUAUUGCACGUUGGUACCAGGCUCCAUCACAACCCUGCAGAACGUCUGCUCAGCCAGUCCUCGCUUUUGCUGCCAGUUUAUCACCGCCGUCACCGCCCUGUAUGACUUCUCCUCAGAUGAGUUAACCCCGCCCCCCUCCCUGUUGGACAUGGUGGUUGGUUGGAUCACAGAAGACUCCAGACUGCUCCUGUUGACCUUCAUCAACACUCCCCUGACAUCCAGCCUACCGUUAGGGUGUUUGGAGGUCACGCCCCUCACGGGUCUGCUCCGGUGGUGUGUGAAAGCGCCGCUCGCCUCUCAGAGAGCCCGGAAGUCAGCGGUGACCAGUGCACAGCUGGAGCAGGAGAACAGAGCAGUGUGUGAAGAGCUGUACUCCAAACUGCACCUGAGUGUUCUUCAAGUGUUCCUCAUGUUACAGGUCCACCUGACGGAGCAGAACCUGCUCGGGCGUCUGGCCGUGCUGCAGGUGGAGUCCGUGGCUGCUCUAGUGGAGGAAGUGAGUGUUUUGGUGGAGGAGCUCAACCCACUCCAUGCUGCUAAUCAAAUCCAGCUGGCUCUGGAUAGGCUGGCCCAGGCCUUGCAAGUUGCCAUGGCGACAGGAGCAUUGCUGUGUUCUCGAGAGGACCUGAGAACUCUGUGCUCGAGACUGCCACAUAACAACAUGUUACAGCUGGUCAUGUCCGGUCCAGUGGUUCCACACGGUGCGGCAUUCCAGUCCAGCGUGUAUCCCUACAUCCACCCCGCCAGGCCUACUCCGCUCUCGCCCCACCCUGCCCUUUCUCCUCUGCCUGCCCACCCAGCCCUCACCACACACCACCAGCUAACACCACACACAGCGCACUCGCCCCUCCCUCCUCCACACGCCUUCCACCCUGCCUCCAUGGCCUUUCAGUACCGCCCCAUCCGCUGAGCUCGGCCUUCCAACUCCACCCGAACAGGAUUUAUAUCCAAAUCUGAGAUUAGAUCCAGCUUGUAAUGUAAUAAACCAUUAGUCAGGAUGAAAAUAGAGAACUUUCAGCAUGUUGACUUUUUUUUUUUAUAUAUUUAAACUCCACAUGUACUCUUGAACUUUUUUUUUUAAGUUGUCCUCAGACAAUUAAUGUAAAUAUUUUCUCAAAUACUGUGAUGUGUUGAAGUCUGUUAAGGAUUUUUUCCCCCGGGUUUUUCUUCAUGUUUUUGUGGAUGUUACAAAACAGUGGAGUGUCAAAGCUGACAAAAGCAUUGGAACAUGAAUUUUGUAUAAGAAUUAUUUAAUUUUUUUUUCUGCAGCAUGUUUAAUACAUUUACAUUUUUGCCAAUUUUUCUCAGAACCAUAAUUCAAAAUAACAGGAUAUGAUUUUACACGUUAUUCUGUUAUACAGUGCUCCAGUCCCAUCUCCACUCUAGAAGUGAUUUUACGUGACUUGAACAGCAUUUAGACGUUUUCAGUCCACGUGAUUUUAACAGACUGGAGUCUGAAUCCCAGUAAAAUCCUCAGUCUCCUGUGACUGUACACCGUUUUGAGAAUGUAAAAUAAAAAGGAAGUGUUUGUGAAAUAA
This is a messenger RNA of Neoarius graeffei (lesser salmon catfish), 2157 nucleotides long. RefSeq names its product integrator complex subunit 15 (gene ints15). Lineage: Eukaryota; Metazoa; Chordata; Actinopteri; Siluriformes; Ariidae. The record is from RefSeq and is a predicted model, not a curated record. The coding region runs from base 162 to 1529 and encodes 455 amino acids. The transcript has 8 exons.